Anoplopoma fimbria (sablefish) is the source of this 1905-nucleotide messenger RNA. RefSeq names its product delta-like 2 homolog (Drosophila) (gene dlk2). The record is from RefSeq and is a predicted model, not a curated record. Gene Ontology annotation, biological process: establishment or maintenance of epithelial cell apical/basal polarity; heterophilic cell-cell adhesion. Gene Ontology annotation, molecular function: calcium ion binding. Gene Ontology annotation, cellular component: protein-containing complex; plasma membrane. Lineage: Eukaryota; Metazoa; Chordata; Actinopteri; Perciformes; Anoplopomatidae.
AUGGUUGUUCUGGAGCAAACUCAGAACCUCAAACCCUUAGAACCUCAGAACCUCCAAACCUCAGAGUCUCAGAACCUCAGAAUCUCAGAACCUCAGAACCUCAGAACCUCAGAGCGUCAGAGCGCCAGAGCCUCAGAACCUCAGAACCUCAGAAACUCAGAGUCUCAGAACCUCAGAACCUCAGAGUCUCAGAGCCUCAGAACCUCAGAACCUCAGAACCUCAGAAACUCAGAGUCUCAGAACCUCAGAACCUCAGAGUCUCAGAGUCUCAGAACCUCAGAACCUCAGAGUCUCAGUCUCAGAACCUCAGAACCUCAGAGUCUCAGAACCUCAGAAUCUCAGAACCUCAGAACCUCAGAGCGUCAGAGCGCCAGAGCCUCAGAACCUCAGAACCUCAGAAUCUCAGAGUCUCAGAGCCUCAGAACCUCAGAACCUCAGAAUCUCAGAGUCUCAGAGUCUCAGAACCUCAGAACCUCAGAACCUCAGAGCGCCAGAACCUCAGAGCGCCAGAACCUCAGAGUCUCAGAGUCUCAGAACCUCAGAACAGAGUCUCAGAGUCUCAGAGUCUCAGAACCUCAGAACCUCAGAGUCUCAGAGUCUCAGAACCUCAGAACCUCAGAACCUCAGAACCUCAGGGCCUCUGGGCCUCUGGGCCUCUGGGCCUCGGGGCUCCUGGUUUCUGGUUUCCGGGUUUCUUUGUUCUUGAGGAAAGAGGUUGUCUUCGUCCUCCGGGUCUCCAACAUGUCCUCAGUCAGAGCUUCGGCCGUCCUUCUCGUCCUCCUCGUCUUCAUCGUCCCGCCCUGCAGAGGUCAAGGAAGUGACUGCAGCUGUAACGUCACCAACAGCCGCUGUGAUGAGUCCGGAGUCUGCAGAUGUGACCCCGGCUGGGACGGCGAGCAGUGCGAGCGCUGCGUGCCGACGCCCGGCUGUGUCCACGGUUCCUGUCAGCAGCCGUGGCAGUGCAGCUGCGAGCCGGGCUGGGGGGGACGCUUCUGUGACAAAGACCUGUUGGUGUGCUCGGACCAGCAGCCGUGUCAGAACGGAGCCACCUGUGUGAUGGAGGACAACGCCGAGUACACCUGUGUCUGUCCCGCCGGCUUCCACGGCAGAGACUGUCAGCUGAAGACCGGACCCUGUCACCAGAGGAGGUCUCCGUGUCUAAACGGCGGUCUCUGUGAGGACGCUGACGGCUUUGCGGUGGACCUUGCGUGUCGCUGUCUGGCCGGCUUCAAGGGGCGGCGCUGUGAGACCGACAUGGACGACUGCCUGAUGAGACCGUGUGCCAACGGCGCCACCUGCCUGGACGGCGUCAACCGCUUCUCGUGCCUCUGCCCCGCCGGCUUUACCGGCCGCUUCUGCACCGUCAACCUGGACGACUGCGCCAGCCGGCCCUGCCUCAACGCCGGCCGCUGCCUGGACCGCUCCGGCGGCUUCCACUGCGUAUGUCGGCCCGGUUACACUGGAACCACCUGCCAGACGGACCGCGAGCCCGGCUGGACGAUGCUAGGGUGAGGGGGAGGAGGCGGGGCCAGACCUCCUCUGACCACUAGGGGCAAGAACGGUUGGAGCGGCACCACCGACAGCGGGAACAGCAGUCGUCAUGGCGACAGGCUGUUCAAGGUGACGGUGAGCGAGCGCCGCGCCGCCGGCCUGUCGGAGGUCCAGCUCAUCGUCCUGCUGGCGCUGGCGGGCGUGACGUUUGGCGUGGUGGUGCUGACCGCCACCAUUGUGCUGCCGGGUCACUGCAGGGCCCGAGGCCACGCCCCCUGCUGGACAUCUUCAUCAUCACAGCGGCGAGGACGGCAGGGCGGCCGGCGAGCGCUGCAGGACGAGCCAGAGUGUCAGAUCAGCUUCCUGAACGUAGCGGAACCAGAGAAGAAGAAGCUGAACACGGAGGUCAUAUAG